AUGCCGAAAUAUGAAAUACAAGUUCAAGUUCCACGGGUGAACAAAAAUGGGUUUGAAAAAAGUCAGUCACAAUUUUUAUCAGAUGAUUAUGAUGAAUUUAGUGAUCCAACGUUAUCAUUUGAACGAAAUCGUAUUAAACAGUUGCAAGAUGAACGAGUACACAUUCAGAAAAAAACAUUUACUAAAUGGUGUAACUCAUUUCUUAACAGAGCACGACUUGAAAUCGUCGAUUUAUUUGUGGAUCUUGGAGAUGGUGUAUUAUUAAUGAAAUUGCUGGAGAUUAUCUCGGGUGAAAAACUUGGCAAACCAAAUCGAGGUCGAAUGCGAGUGCAGAAAAUCGAAAAUCUUAAUAAAACACUUGAUUUUUUGAAGAAAAAACGAAUACAGCUUGAAAAUAUUGGUGCAGAAGAUAUUUUGGAUCGAAAUGAACGGCUUAUUCUCGGUCUCAUUUGGACGAUCAUUCUUCGCUUCCAGAUUGAUACGAUUUCCAUUCCGAUGGACGAAGAAUCAGGUGAAAGAAAGCAUGCGAAGGAUGCUCUUCUAUUAUGGUGUCAAAGAAAAACAGCAGGUUAUGCAAAUUCAAAAGUAGAAAAUUUCACCACUUCAUGGCGUAAUGGUUUAGCUUUCAAUGCGUUAAUUCACUCUCAUAGGCCAGAUUUGAUUAAUUAUGAAAGUUUGUCACCACAAGAUGCAAUCGGAAAUUUAAAUAAUGCAUUCGAUGUAGCAGAGAAGAAGCUAGAUAUUGCACGUCUGUUGGAUGCUGAAGAUGUUAAUGUUGCUCAUCCAGAUGAAAAAUCUAUUAUUACUUAUGUUUCACUCUAUUAUCAUCAUUUUGCAAAGCAAAAAACAGAAAUGACUGGUGCAAGAAGAGUUGCUAAGAUUGUUGGUAGCUUGAUGUCUUCUGAUCAACUUCAAGAAGAUUAUGAAGCGCUAUGUUCAGAAUUACUUCUUUGGAUACAGCAAACCAUUACGAUGCUAAACGAUCGAAAAUUCCCAAAUUCGCUAAAAGGAAUUCAGGAUCAAUUAUUAGCAUUUAAAAAUUAUCGUACUGUGGAAAAACCACCAAAAUAUAAAGAGAAAGGAGAAUUGGAAGCUUUAUUUUUCACAAUACAAACAAAGAGAAAAGCAAUGGGGAGAAAACCAUAUGUUCCACCAGCGGGCCUAUUUAUGCAUGAUAUUGAAUCAGCUUGGGCACUUUUGGAUCAUUCCGAAAAUGACAGACAGUUAGCUCUUAUGAUGGAAUUGCGAAGACAAGAAAGAUUAGAACUUAUGGCGCAGAAAUUUGAACGCAAAGCAGGAUUACGAGAUGCAUGGUUACGUGAGAUGAGUUCUGUCUUGCAAGAUUUUGAUUUGGGUAGAAAUAUUGCUCAAGUUGAAGCUUCCCUGAAAAAACAACAAGCUAUUGCUGCGGAUAUCCUGCCUAGAGAAAAUCGAUUUAAGUCACUGUCGUUUAUGGCUGCGGAGUUAUCGAAGGAAAAUUAUCAUGAUAGUGAUAAAAUCCGAAUACGUGAACGUGAACUUUUAGAUAAAUGGUCACAGUUGCUAGCGGCUUUAGAAGCACGACGUCGUGCGCUUUUAUCAUUAAGUGAUCUAAUGGGUUUGCUUCGGGAUAUAGAUACAUUGUUAUCGGAGAUACGUGCGUUAGAGCCUCAAUUUCGGAGUCGUGAUGUUGGAAAACAUUUGUUAGGAGUGCAGGAUUUGCUUGGCAAACAAGAGAUUCUCGAAGCACAACUCAAUUCACAGGGAGAACUGUUGAAAAAUGUCACAUCACAUGCAUUGGACUAUAUUCGAGGAAAGGGAGAACAGUAUGAUGUGUUGCAAAGAAAACUAGAUAAUGUGAGCGCUCUUUAUGAAAGUGUUGUACAAUUAUGCCAACAGCGAAGGAUAACUUUAUAUCGUGCUCGUGAUUUAUACCGUUUUAUUCAAGAUCAUGAAGAGGAAAUGAGUUGGUUACAGGAAAAAGAAGAUUUAUGCAUCUCACUUCUCAAAAAUAGAGACCUUUCAGCUACUGCUCAAUUAAGACGCACUUUUAAGAAUUUGGAAACUGAAAUGGAAGGACACUGGCAAAGAGCAAAAGGAGUGAUUGCAGCUGGUGAGCGACUAGUAUCAAAUGGUCAAAAUAAAGAAGAUAUUCAAACGAGAAUAUAUAAUUUGCACGCUAAAUGGGAGCAGCUAAGAAAAGUAGUUGAAGCGGUUGGAAGAUGGUUGCGUGAAGCUGAACAAGCUCAUCAGUAUUUCCAGGAUGCAAAUGAAGCAGAAAGUUGGAUUCGUGAAAAAAUGCCACUUGUUAAAAGUAGUGACUAUGGGCGUGAUGAACAAGCAUCAGAAAGUUUGUUAUCAAGGCAUAUGCGUUUGGAAGAAGAGAUUCAGGCUUAUCGAGCUGAUAUAGUAAGACUUGAAGAGAUGGCAAGAGAGUUAGCAAAUACGGAAUUCAUCGCGGGCGCCGUUGUGCGUAUCGAAGAAGAUACUGAAGAGCUUAUUGUACCUCAAGUGAAGAUGUUAUACCCUUACUCCGGGAAUAAUAUCGAAGUUAAAAAAGAUGAGAUAUUAGCACUAAUUGAAAAAUCAAACAAUGAUUGGUGGCGUAUUUUGAAACAAGAUGGAGUAGAAGGUUACGUACCUGCAAAUUAUUGUAAAAUUGUGGAAGGCGAGACAGUAACGGUUGCACAAACAAUAACUACUCGGAAGUCGGAACGCGAAUCACAGGGUUCCCGAAAUGCUAUUAUGGAACGUCAGGAAGCUAUUAGCGCUGGUUAUCGAAAUCUGAAUAAUUUGGCUGAGGAACGCCGGCGACUUCUCAAUGAUGUAAUCAAGUUGUUUAAAUUCUUACGUGAAUGCGAUCAAUUUGAAACUUGGACAAAAGAAACAGAAAUGUCUCUUGCUGAUAGCACUACUUCAGAUAAUGUUAAGACUUCACGAAAGAAAUUUAAUAAACUCGAAAAUGAAAUCAACGCCAACGGUAGAAUUCAAAUUAAACGAAUUAAUGACGUUGCCGAAGAAUUAGUUAAUGAAGGUCAUAGCCAUAGUAAUGAAAUUCGACGACGUCAGGAUGCAGCGAAUUUGCUUUGGAACAAAAUACGUGAUCUUUUAAAGAUAAAGCAGCGUCAACUUGAAGCAGCGGAAAGAGUUGCAGCAUUUAAUGAAACAUGCGAAGACGCUCGAUCAUGGAUGCAAGAUAAAUUUGACUUACUUGAACAUAAAGUUGAUAUGAAUGAUCCAAAAGCUGUUCAGGCAAUACAGAAACGUUAUCAAAACUUGGGAAAGGAUCUUAAACCAUUGGAGGAAAAGAUUCGUUUCCUGCAGCAGCUUGCAGAUGAGGUAAAGAAAGAGCAUCCUGAAGAAGCUGCUAGAAUUGAACAAAUGAUUAAAGAAUUAGUUAAAAUGCAUGAUGAACUGAGACAAAAAUCAGCUGCACGCAUUGAGGAAGCCGAACAAACACAGGGUCAUCAAAUGUUCGAUGGUGCUGUGAAGAAUUUGCAAACAUGGAUUGACAAAACAAAAUUAGUUCUUGUUGAUAAUACCCGACCAGUAGAUGUUUCAUCAGCUGAAGAAUUAUUGAAGAAGCAUUAUGAGCUCAACGAUGAUAUAAGUGGUAAAAAAUAUGAAUUCGAUUAUAUACGAGAUCUUGGACAGCGUUUACUGCAAAAAAAUUCUGCACUUGAAGAUGUAAAGGGAAGUCUGAAAAAGUUAGACACCGAACAGCAAACACUCAAUGCUUUAUGGAAGGAAAAAGAACGAUGGCUGAAAGAACUUUUGAAUUUACAGUUAUUAAAUACCGAAGCGGAAAGAAUUGACGCAGCGACAAAAGGACAUGAAGCUUUUUUGGAACUUUCCAAUCUUGGGGAUUCGGUAGAAACAGCUGAGAAUUUGUUAAAGCGUCAUUCGGAUUUUGAAGCGAAACUUCGAGCUCAGGAAGAUCGAUUGAAAGUUUUCGCGAGAGGUGCCGAUCAACUGAUCCAGGCAAAACAUAGCGAAGCAGAUUUCAUUAAAAAGCGUCGUGAUGAUGUUUUGGCUCGUCGAUCGUUAGUUCAUCAAGCAGCAGCAAAGAGGCGUGCACAGCUAGAAGCAUCACUUCAGUAUCAAAAUUUACGCCGGAAUAUUCAAGAACUGUCUCAGUGGAUAGCGGAAAAACGGAAGAUUGCAAAUGAUGAUUCAUAUCGGGACACAGCAUCUAUUACAAUGAAAUUACUAAAACAUAAAGCAUUCGAAGCAGAAUUGAAAUCAAAUGUCGCACGUUUAGACGAAUUGAAUGCGGAAGGAAAUUCGCUGAUAGCAGCGCGGCAUUACGAAUCGAAAUCCAUUCGAAGAUUGUUAGAUGGUGUAAAUGUCGAAUGGUCUGAUCUUUUACGUGCAGCAAAUGCUAAAGGAGAAUGUUUGAGACAAGCGGAAGAUCAAAAAGGAUUGAAUGAAGCUCUGGAUGAUGCUCACUUGAAGUUAGACGAAAUACAAGCAUCUUUGAAUUCGAAAGAUUUAGGAUCUGAUUUGCGGGGUGUGAAGGAACUCAUCCAUAAACAAGUUGUUGUGGAGAAGGAAAUGACUGUUUUCGAGAAAAGAGUUCUUGAAAUGAUGGAGAAAGCAAAUGCUAUGAUACAACAGGGACAUUUUGAUUCGACUGCCAUUAAGAGAGCUAUACAGAAACUUACUGAAAGAUUUGAGUCAUUGAAGGAACCAGCCAAAGAUCGUCGGAUAGCACUGGAGGAAAGUUUAAAGUGGCAUCAAUUAUCGUUUGAUAUAGACUGUGAAAUGCACUGGAUUUCAGAAAAGGUUCCAAUUGCAUCAUCUGAAGAAACUGGCUAUUCUCUUACAGAAGCUACCAAUAUGCAAAAAAAGCAUGAACAGUUGGAGGCGGAGGUGGCGUCACGAUAUCCUCAUAUCAAGCAGACAUUGAAUCGUGGUAGCAAUCUCAUUAAGGAGAAGCAUUAUGCACAGGAGCAAAUACGCACUAAAUAUGAACAACUUGCUGAAGCGUUAGAACAUUUAAAUAAUUUAAUGCGAAAGCGAAAAAAUUUGUUGGAUUGGGCUUUAAAAGAAGAGCAGUAUAUGUUUGAUGCAGCCGAGGUCGAUUCUUGGAUGAAUGAAAAACGGGGAGCAUUAACAUCAGAAGAUUACGGUCAAGAUGAAGAUGCAGCGCAAAAGUUGUUAGCUAAACAUAAAGCUCUACAGGCUGAUAUGGUUACAUAUAAGCAAUGGCUUCAGAAAUUGGCAGUUCAGUGUAAAGAAUUAGAUAAUUCGAAUCGAUCAAAUAAUGAGCGAUUUAUUAUGAGGCAAACAGAAUUGGAAAAAGAAUUUGAAACACUUUCAACUUUAGCAGAUGAAAGAAAACAACAACUUGAAAAUGCAGUCUAUUUAUAUCAGUAUUUACGAGAAAGUCAAGAUUUAGAAGCAUGGAUAAACGAACAAUUACUGGUUGCAAUGAGCGAAGAUUAUGGAAUCGAUUAUGAACAUUUAAAGGAAUUACAGAGCCGUUUUGAAGAUUUCAAACAAAGUGUCAAAACAGGUAGCGAAAGAUUUGUCCAUUGUGAAUCAGCAGCGAAUGCAUUGCUGAGACGUAAUCCACCGUUUGCUCGUGACAUCUUAAAAAGACAGGAAAAACUCAGGUCUGUUUGGUCCUUGCUACUAGAUUAUAUUGAAAGUCGCGAUCAGAAGCUGGAAGCGGCAGAAGAGUUACAUCGUUUCAAUCGUGAUGUAGCUGAGAAUCAAGAACGAAUAGCUGAGAAGCAAGCUUCAAUUCCUGCAGAACUUGGCAAAGACAUUAAGCAAGUGCAUUCUUUGUGGUUGAAGCAUGAAGCCUUCGAGAAUCAGCUUGGUGCUAUGGAGCAGCAGUUACGUGAUCUAUUAGAAGAAAGCGCACGCCUGAAAGCUACUUAUCCUGGUGGUAAUGCGGAACAUAUUACAACACAGCAAGCAGCUUUGGCUGAAGCUUGGCAGGAUUUGCAAGAUGCAACUGUUACACGUCGUGAUAUGCUGAAAGCUGCUUAUGAUUUCCAACGUUUUUACGUGAACGCUCGUGAUUUGAUUGCAUGGACAGAAGUCAUUGUGAGAGAUAUGCAGAGUAAGCAAGUAGUACAUGAUUUGCAAAGUGUGGAGUGGUUGCAAAAGGAGCAUCUUCGCUUGCAGGCUGAAAUAGACGCGCGUGAACCGGAUUUUUCACGAUUAACUGGUCGCGGUGAGCAGAUGAUAGCAAAAGACCACUAUGCAAGCGCAGAAAUUACUGCAAAAUUGAAGCAGGUUGACCAAGCUUUGAAACGAGUCCGAAAUGAAUGGGCCAUACGGCGGGAAUGGUUAUCUCAGAUACGUGAAUGGCAUGCAUUCCAACGCGAGGCAAAACAAACUCUGGCUACAAUCGCAGCUCGACAAGCAACACUUUGCUGUGCGCAGAUUGGAGGAACAGUGGAAGAAGUUGAAAGUCAAAUUAAGAAAGUGGAAACGUUUCAAAAGGCACUUGCAACUCUUGAUGAUCGCAUUGUUGCUUUACAAAAGACAUCAAAACAAUUGAUUGCUGCUAAACACAUUGAAUCCUCGAAAAUCGAUCAGUAUAUGAAGCAGGUGGAAGGAGCUCUUGCACAGCUUCGUGUACAAUUGAAUGUACGUAAGAGUAUUCUGGAUGAUGCAUUAAAUUUGGCUCGUUUCAACAGUGAUAUGAUGGAGAUAGAAAGCUGGAUUGAUGAUAAACAGAAAAGAAUAAAUGCUGAAAGUGAUAGACAAGCAAAGUUAACAAGUAUCGAAGAUAAAAUGAAGCGCCUACAAAAGCAUCAGGCAAUGGAAGCUGAAUUGUCAACAAAUGAGUCGCGAAUUCAAGAAAUGAGGAUGCGAGCACGAACAUUAGCAUCCAAACCUACCAAUGAUGGACAUGACAUUAACAAGAGGACUGGUGCUAUGCUUAACAAAUGGGAUGAAUUAGUAGCUAUGUCACGUGACCAAAGUAGUGCAUUGGAGGAAGCUCGAGAUUUGCUUGAUUUCAAACAGCUUGUUGAAAGAGUUAUGCGAUGGAUAAGUGAAAGAGAACUUCUGAUUAGUGCCGGUAAGAUGGGUCGUGAUAUGGAGCAUUGCCAAGCAUUGCUGGAAAAAUUGGAUGGUACACAAGCAGAUGCAAGUGUUGAUCAAACUUCCAUUGAAUCUGCGAAUUGUUUAGGUCAAAAGUUGAUUGCUCAAGGGCGGUCUUCGAAGGAUGAGGUGCAACAGCAGCUUAAAGAACUAAAUGAAGCUUGGACACAGGUGCAAGUCAAGUUAAGUUUAUAUCGCUCACAGCUUCGUUCAGCACUUGAAAUUCACGCAUUCAAUCGCGAUGUUGACGAUACUUGUGAAAGGAUUCAGGAGAAACUUACUGCUGUCACAAGUGAUGAUCUUGGAAAAGAUUUACAUUCAGUCGAAGCAUUGAUACGUAAGCAGGAAGCAGUGGAAAGGGACAUGACUGCGCACGAUAUUGAGGCACAGAAACUUCUCGAUAAGAAACCUCCGCUGUGUAAUACAGUUAUUGAAUCAUUACAGAAACUGGAAACUUCUUGGAAGCAGUUAGCUGAACGAGCAACGGCAAGGGGACAAGCAUUAAUGGCAUCUGGCGAAUUACACAAAUUCCUUGAUGCAAUGAGAAAAGCUGAAAUCUGGGCAGUAGAUGCGCUCAGUCGACUUACAACUGCGGAAAGUCCACGUUCUGUAACAGACGCUGAUGCAUUUAUUGCUAGGCAUGUUGAAAAGCUUGCUGAAAUUGAUGGGCGACAGCGUGAAAUAUCAGAGUUGCGGGAAUGGAGCACGCGAUUGAUUGCUAAACAAUCAGAUCAUAAAGGUGAAAUACAACGAGCUAUAAAACGACUUCAAAAUGUGGAGCAUCAGUUACGUCAAGCAUGGGAAGCUCGAAACGUUGCCUUAGCUCGAGCUCGAAAUCGCCAACUGUUUGCUGAUCAAGCUGCUCGUGCGGAACAGUGGCUUGCAUCUAAAGAAGCAUUCCUUAAACAGGCAGACAUGGGCGAGAGUGUUGUUGCUGUUGAUGUCCUACUUAAGAAGCACUAUGAUUUUGAAAAAACCCUUAUUGCCCAGAGUGAUAAAAUCGAUGCCCUGAAGAAAGAUGCGGACUCGCUUGCAUUAUGUGAUGUUGAUUAUCGUAAUGAAAUUGAGAAAAUCCGGGAUACUGUUCUCUCUCGACAUGCAGCCCUUAUGGAUUCAUGCAAACGACGUCGUGAAUUGCUGAAUGAAUCACGUAAACUUCAUGAAUUUAUCGACAGUUGUGGUGAACUGAUGACGUGGAUUAAUGCAAAUAUCCAGCUUGCAUACGAUGAAAGUUUUUUGGACCAAACAAAUUUAAGGGCCAAACUACAAAAGCAUUUGACAUUUGAUGCUGAGUUGGAAGCCAAUGAAGGUCGUGUAAACUCGAUGAUUGAAGCCGGCAGUAAGCUCAUUACUAGCAAACAUUAUGCAUCCGAUCGAAUCACUUUACAGAUCGCUGAAGUAAAACGAGGAUGGGAUGAAUUACGAAGUAAAUCAGAAAUGAAAAAGCGACGGUUAUGGGAAGCUAAUGAAGCAUAUCAGUUGAAUCGACGUAUUGAAGACUUAGAGAAAUGGCUUGAGCGAGUAGAAAGCGAUUUAUCAAGUGAAGAUCACGGAAAAGACCAUAUGUCUGUUGAAACGCUUAUUAAGAAGCAGGAUGAUUUGGAAGCUGAAAUCAAAUCUAGGAAAGAUGCUGUGAAUGAAAUUGUCUCUAAAGCACAUGAAUUCCAGAAGAAGGGUUAUGCAACUGCUAAUGAUUCAUUAGAAAUGGCAGAAGCUCUCGGGAUACGAUACAAUGAGCUGAAAAAACCUUGCAUAAUUCGCCGUGAAAACCUAAACGAUGCUUUAGCAUUUUAUGGAUGGAUAUCAGAAGCAGAAGAGCAAGUUGAAUGGCUAAGUGAUCGAAAACGACAGACGAUAAGCACUGAUUACGGCGAUACAUUGCAUGCUGUGCAGUUGCUUACCAAGAAGCAUGCACAUCUUGAGGCUGAUGUUAAUAGCCGGCGGGAAGCGAUAGCAAAGGUCGAGGAAAAGGGUCGCAAGAUGAUAAAAGAUGGGCAUUUUGCAUCAAAUGAAAUACAGGAAGUUCUAGACGAAUUGUCGACUUUGGUUUUAUCUGUAAAACAAUUCAUAGACGAAAGAUCACAAAAACUGAAAGAUUCUUUACGAAGUCAGCAGUAUUAUGCAGAGGCUAAUGAAGCUGAGCAAUGGAUGCGUGAACGCAUGCCACUGGUGGCAAAUAACGAUAUGGGUAGGGAUCAGGCGGCUGCAGAAGGGCAUUUGAGGCGAUUAAAGACACUAGAAAAUGAUAUAAACAAAUUCUUUAAUGAAAUUGAAAGAUUACGGAAGGAAGCGGAAGUAAUGCUUACUGCAAAACAUUUUGAUUCUACGAAUCUUUCGUCAAAACAAACCAAAUUAGAAGAACUAUACAAACAGCUGAGAGAUGAUAUUGCAAGACGUAAAGUGCAACUGGUAGAUUCAGCAAGAUAUCAUGCCUUCGUUCGCCAAGUUGAUGGUCUCGAUCGAUGGCUUUCAGAGAAAUUAGAAAUCACUAAGCAAGAAAAUUAUGGCCGCGAUUUGGCUGAAUGUCAAAAGCUUGUAACCGAAUUUGAUCAGGUUGUGCGUGAAUUAGCUUCUGCUGGUGAAAGAAUAGCUGCAGUGAGAAGAACUCAGGAAGAGCUGCUUCGCAGUGGUCAUCCAUUUGGUGUGUCGAUUAAGGCGAAAGGAACUGAUCUGCAACAUCUUUGGUCUCGAGUCAACGAAGUAGCUAAUGAACGUCAACAGGCUUUGCAAGGGGCUAUUCAGGUUCAUAAAUUCGAUCAAGAUGCUGAUGAAACUCUUGGUUGGUUGGAAGAAAAGGAAGCGCAUCAAGUAGCACUUGAAGGUGAAGAUAUUUCGCGUGCUGAUCUUCCUGCGUUGAAACAACUAAUGAGUAAAUACGAUGAAUUUAUGCGUGGAGUUACAGCAGUUGAAAAACAGGUCAACGAUUUAAGCCGUGAAGCAGAACGUUUAAUGUCAUUAUAUCCUGAUACACAGGAACAUCUAGUAGUGCGUAAAAUGGGAAUGGAAGAGCAGCUGAAGGAUGUAAUCAGUACUGCUAACAAAUAUUAUGAAAAGCUGCAGCAGAUGCGAAAUUUACAGUCAUAUUUCCAAGAACAUCGGGAUUUAAUCAUGUGGAUCAAACGUUUACAACAUGCUAUAACAAGUGAAACACUUCCAAAUGACGUGGACGGAUGCAAAACAUUAAUGUUAAGACAUGCAGAAUACCAAGCUGAAAUUAGUGGACGACAGCCUGCUGUUGAUGAAUUUAUUCGUAAGGGUAACAAUAUGAUUACUGCACAACAUGUUUUAUCUUCCGAGAUAUCCGGCAAGAUUAAACAACUAGAAACAGCUGUGGAUUUGUUGAAAGAUAUCUGGAAAGAACGAUUGGUGUUAUAUGAAGAAAAUUUGGACUUGCAACAAUGGAAACGAGACGCACAUAUCACAGAUGCAUGGUUAACGGAGAAAGAAGACAUGUUGAAGGAGGAUUGGAGGAAGGUUGAAGAUGUUGACGAUGCGGAUAAUAAGAUAAGGAAUUUUGAUGAUUUUCUAAUAACACUGGAAGCACAAGGUGAGAAAUUUGACUCAUUGAAAAGGUUAACUCUUCUCGAGAAGGCUUAUUCGCAGCAACGUAAGAAGGAGUCCGAAAGGAUUCGAGCAGAGAAAGGAAAAAAUGAAUCACGGAACGACAGCAUCAAAACAUUUGAGAAACAAAAUAAAUUGCAAGAUCGUCGGAAGGAACGCGAAAGACGCAUGACUCAGGAAGUUUCAUUGUUGAAACCAAGUCCAUCAUACACCGAAGAAGUGUACGCAUCACAUACUUUACCACAUCCUCGACGUGGGACAGAACCUGUUCCAUGCAUUCGGACAUCCUCUUUCGAAUCGAAAGAGGCACCAUCUACUCCAUCAAGGCAGGCAACUUUGAGUGUUUCGGAUGGUUCGUCAGCAGAAGCCGAAAGAAUGCUGAAAACGUCCGGAUCUAUGCUAUCAGUUGAUGAAACUCCGACAAUGCAAAGGAUAGGUUCAACUCGAAGAACUCCGAAAUUUACUACAAGACGAUCGAAUUCAUUGAAAAAAAUCAAAACGCGGGAUGACUUUGGACCGAUUGAUAUGCAUGGACAUCUCGAUCGAAAGCAAGACUUACAGGGCGGUGGAAAAAAGGCAACGAUACGCACGUGGAAAAGAUAUUAUACAAUCCUCUGUGGACAGCUUCUAUGUUUCUUCAAAGAUGAAGACUCUUUUUUGGAAAAUUCGGCAGCUUCUGCACCGGUUAAUAUCCUGAACGCAGAAUGUGAUGCAUGUCCUGAAUACAUGAAAAAAAAGAAUACCUUCAGACUGAAAAUACAAGAUGGAUCGGAAUAUCUGUUUUCUUGUAAUGAUGACGAUAAGAUGCUAGAGUGGGUGUUGAAAAUAAGAUUUCAUGCAAAUUUGGCACCGGCACAGCAGCUUCGAAGCUUUGAUAAGGGUGAAAGCCCACCAAUGUAUUCACCACCGCCACGGCCUGGCGAAAUUCUGCGAAGACACACUACGGAUUUAGUUUCAUCAGUGGAAGUUAAUGCCUUGUCGUCAGUUCCUUACGAACCGAGAACAUACGAAAAACCCAGCACCAUAACUGGUAAUCAUUACGACGAAGAAGAAGUGACAUUGGAGCUUCAAAGUCAACUGUUUAAAACGGCAACAGCAACAUUAAUAUCAAUAGAACGUGAAAACGGGUUUGGAAACCUUGAUGGCCCUGAACUGCAAUAUCUAAAGCGUGAAAACGAAAUGAAUGGUAAACAAGUGUUGGAGCUGGAUUCGGAUUCUGUGGCAUCGUCAAUAUCGCAGCGAAAUAGUGGGAAUAUAAAAGGCGCUGACAAUGAUUUUGUUGCCUGGGUGGAAAAAUAUUCGGAUUUGUCAUCAUCAACUAAUGCUACAUCAAAUAUGCCCGUUGUCACACUAUCUGACGACACUGAUUCUGUUAAAAAGCGUAAAGCAUUUUCGUUCUUCAAGCGUAGUUCACGACACAAAGAAGGUUGCAGCAAGUGA
Brugia pahangi is the source of this 12045-nucleotide messenger RNA. The record is from the annotation of a GenBank genome assembly. NCBI's taxonomy places the organism in Eukaryota, Metazoa, Nematoda, Chromadorea, Rhabditida, Onchocercidae.